AUGAACUUGAGCCAACCAUUUCGACCGCCUGUCACAAAACUAAUUUUUACAUGGCGCAACACAACCCUAACCCAUUCCAAUUGCUUAACUUCCCCACAACCAUCACCAUCCUCUCUGCAUUCAGAUUCAACCUCAUUCCAAGUCUCCUAUCUCAUCAACAAUUUCGAUUUCUCCCCACAAACCGCUUCCAAACUUUGCUCCGCCUACCGUCUUGCUUUCAAAACCACCCAAAAUCCUGACUCUGUUAUCAACUUCUUCACAAACUACGGUUUCUCUAAUUCCCAGUUACGCCACGUGAUUUCCAGGGUACCAUGGCUUCUUUCCUGCAACCUCUCCAAAAGGGUGUUACCAAAGUUUGAAUUUUUUCUCUCCAAAGGUGCUUCUAACUCUGACAUUGUUAACCUUGUCAGCAAGAACCCUAGAAUCUUGUGUCCAAGCUUGGAGAAUCAUAUAGCCCCAACCUAUGAAUUGGUUUAUAGAUUCUUGCGAUCUCACAAAGACACUAUUGAUUGUGCACUUCACAAUUCAUCUGUCUUUCGAGACAGCAAUGUGACAAAAAAUAUCAGAUUGCUCGUUGAGAAUGAAGUAACCGACGCAAACAUUGCAUUAAUUCUUCGAAUGAGGAAUCGGACAUGGCAGGAGCGUGACAUGCUGAAUUUAGUGGAUGAAUUAAAGGGUUUGGGGUUUAAUCCUUCAAAAACAACUUUUGGUGUAGCAUUGAUUGCGAAAACAAAAGUAUGCAAAACCAGGUGGAAGGAGAAAGUUGAUGCCUUUAAGAAGUGGGGUUGGUCUGAUGAAGAUGUCACUGAAGCAUUUAGAAAGCAACCUUAUUGUAUGUUAACAUCUAUUGAUAAGAUUAAUUUAGUGAUGAAUUUCUGGGUAAAUCAAUUGGGCUGGGAUGCUCUGGACCUUGCCAAACAUCCGGCGGUUUUUUCAUUAAGUUUGGAAAAAAGGAUCAUUCCAAGGGCCUCGGUUGUGCAAUUUCUUCUGAAUAAUGGUUUGAGAAAUAACAAUGCAAGCUUAACUACUCCAUUUACAGUGCCUGAGAAGGUGUUUCUUGAUAGGUUUAUAAAACGUUUUGAGAAGGAGUCGUCUUAUCUAUUAAACUUGUACGAGGAGAAACUCAAUCUUGCAUGUGAUGAUUAG
Lathyrus sativus (Indian pea) is the source of this 1146-nucleotide messenger RNA. Lineage: Eukaryota; Viridiplantae; Streptophyta; Magnoliopsida; Fabales; Fabaceae. The record is from the annotation of a GenBank genome assembly.